Molecule: messenger RNA, 443 nt
Organism: Zophobas morio
Lineage: Eukaryota; Metazoa; Arthropoda; Insecta; Coleoptera; Tenebrionidae
Product: farnesol dehydrogenase-like
Exons: 4
Coding region: 12-443 (143 amino acids)
Source: RefSeq, a predicted model, not a curated record
AGCCUACGACAAUGGUAAAUUCAAUGGAUAGAUGGGUAGGCAAAGUAGCCAUUGUAACCGGAGCUAGUGCUGGAAUCGGUGCUGCCAUCGCUGACCAACUUGUUGAAAACGGCCUAAUUGUUGUUGGACUAGCACGUUGCCCAGAAUUAAUCCAAGAACCUGCUAAGACUUUCAACAACAAAAAAGGGAAACUCUACGCAAUUAAAACAGAUUUAAGAAAAGAGGAAGAUAUUCAGUGUGCUUUCAAAUGGGUUGAAGAUAAUUUAGGACCAGUACACGUUCUUAUCAACAAUGCUGGAACGGCUACUGAAGGUGGACUGACAAAUACCAGUACUGAAGACUGGAGGAAAGUUUUCGAUCUAAAUGUUUUGGGUUUGUGUAUAACUACAAGAGAAGCAAUCAACAGUGUGGGUGGUCAUCGAGUUUAUACUCCUCAGAGUUGA